This is a messenger RNA of Fomitopsis serialis, 884 nucleotides long. RefSeq lists its product as uncharacterized. The transcript has 2 exons. Bases 140 to 466 code for a protein of 108 amino acids. The record is from RefSeq and is a predicted model, not a curated record. Lineage: Eukaryota; Fungi; Basidiomycota; Agaricomycetes; Polyporales; Fomitopsidaceae.
CCCAUUCAAGACACUGUCUAUCCAAUUCUGAUCAUCACAGUAGUCACAAUGUCAUUGCUUGUAUAUCGACGGCUCGAGAACGUUGUACAUAGAGAGCACAUAGUGGGUACCUACACUAAAGCAGACAGUUGAUGUCGACAUGGGCUCAUCAAUCGCACCGCUCGUUCUCACUCUCGCACCGUCUGCUGUCACGCCUGCGCUGUCUGCUGUCUCACCGCGCUGUCUCGCCCGCCCCGUCUGCCGUCUCGUCUGCCCCAUCUACCAUCUUGCCACUCUCUCGCGCCGUCCGCCGACUCGUCUGCCAUCCCGCUUUGCCUCGUCUGCUACCCUACUUGCACGGGCCGGCGGGACCACAGAUCGUCCUUCGUCGGCUACCGUCUUCGCCCUGGCCGCGGACGUUCACUGGACGAGCGUGCGGGCCGGCGCGUUUGUGAGUUGGCAGCAUACACCGUGCAGGUGUGCGUAGACGUUUGCUGGCGAUGGGGCGCGCGAGGGACUGGCGGGUAGGUGUAGUUGGACUCAUCCAGCGACGGGAGGUCGAAGGACACAAGGUGGGCUGUGCUGUAUGCGAGCCGAUUGCCAGGCCAUUCGCGGUGCUCGUCGAGAUGUGGUGGGCAGCAUCGUGGUUAACCGUGAGAUGUUGCGCGGCGGGAGGUAGUGUAUGGGCAUGCACGCGCAGUCGUCGGUAGAGCCUGUGAGACGAAGGCUUGUGAGUAGCGUAAGAAGGUUGUUGCUACUCGUACGCACCUUCGUUCAAAGCGUCCUAUCGAGCGUCGAGCACAGGAAGUCAUUUUGGGAGCGAUGUGCUCGGGCUGCGUGCAUCAGACUGGCACAUGGCAACUCGCAGAGUGCGGACAUGCUAUCAGUAGUCUGUCUUAGCGGGA